Eufriesea mexicana is the source of this 2734-nucleotide messenger RNA. RefSeq lists its product as uncharacterized. Bases 17 to 2734 code for a protein of 905 amino acids. The transcript has 6 exons. NCBI's taxonomy places the organism in Eukaryota, Metazoa, Arthropoda, Insecta, Hymenoptera, Apidae. The record is from RefSeq and is a predicted model, not a curated record.
UCUACCUCGCGGAGGAAUGCUGCUGACUUUAUUCAGGUUGACAAUGAUCGUUUCGCUACUAAUCAGCGCAGUUCGCGUCCACGUGAAUUCAGAGAAAUUAUCGCUGAUACCGUCAGAGGAAGACGAGGCAGUGGCCCAAUCGCAUCGACAGAGUGAUACCUUUUUAAAAUCAGUUUACGAUGAAGACAAGGAUCUCGUGCAGAGACGUCAAUCUAACAAGGACUCCGGAUACGACUCGAGAAUACGUCGUGGUAGCGUUAAUUCGGUGGAGAACAGAUUCACCCGAUCAGGUAACGGAGUGUUGGCGCACAAAAUGGCCAAGGAUGUGCUCAAGUCCCCGAAGACACAGGAUACCAUAAGGAAACUCUCGCGUGUGUCAUCGCCCAAAGGAAGUUUCCGUGCAGCUGCGAAGGUUCCAGGGGUAACCAAAGGCGGUUCGAGGGUGGCUGAAGAGAAGAGACAUCACGGGGCGAGGCACAGGGGUCGAAGGAAGAAAAAGAAAAGACAUCAUCGAAAGUUCAGGAAACAGCAGCCUGGUUUGUUAAAGAGAGGAUCUUCUAAGAGAACGUCGGACAGCAAAAAGGACAUUAACGCGUUUGCGAAGGGAUCAGAUGGAAGGGGGCAUUCUAUGAUUAAGCAUAAUCCAGUUGUUAUCGCCGAUAAAUCACGCGACAAACCGACCACUUUGCGAUCGAGCAGCAAUAUUACUGCUGUCAAAGUAGACGACGACGAUUACGUUGAUUUUUCCUCGCCUAUGUACACCGAACCUACGGUGCAUCUCAGCCAAUCGAAAAGACUCGAGAAACCAGCGAAAUUGCACGGAAGUGAAAAGAUGAUCGAACAACUGAUGAGGACGACGACGAAGGAUCCGUCGAAAAAGAGUCCAGGCGACCAAGGGGUCGAGUAUUCGGAUUACUAUAGCGACGACGAAGUUCUCCAGGACAUCGCCGCGAAUAAAAUUCCGAUACAGCUGGCCGAGUCGAAAAAUCCUAACGAUAGAUUCACACGACAGGCACUUAAUUUCACGUCGUACCGUGAUAACGAUUUGAUCAAUAGAAACUUGCAGCAUUAUUAUUCGAACCACGAUACUCGUAGAAAAGGUCUCAGGUACAGGGGCAACACUGUCAAUUCUCUUCAUAAUUUUCAGAACUAUCCCACAAUUGAACGUCUCCCGACAUUAAAUCGGAACUCACGACACUUCAGAGCGGAUUAUCCUUCGUUUAAUUAUGCGACCAAUUACGAACCCUUGGAAUAUCGAAACGAAAAUUUUGAUUCGUCGUAUCCAACCAGUAUGGCGGCUGUUCCGGAACCACUCGAGGGAAACAGUCUUCCAGAGCAGCAGAACGACCUGGAUGCUUCCGAUCCGAGCAAAUUAGACAACGAAAUUCAACCUGUCGUUGAAGUGCAGGAUCCGGAUCAAUUUAAUUAUCAGAAUCAAUACGAAACUGCCCCGGAACACUUCCAAAGCUCGAGUUCGAACGAGCCCCAAAGUCUCAAUGUAAACGAAGCUCUUGAACCGCGAGUUCCUCAGUUUCAAAGUUUAAACAGCUACCAGCAGGUAGAGACGAAUUUGCCAGAGACCGGAAGUUUCGAUCAGAGUAUGAUGAACCAACCACGAAUGGACAAUAUGGGGAUUUUAGAUCCGAAAGAGGAAGAUGCGGAAGUUCGUACUCAGUCCAGUUACACUCCGAUUCAGUUGUAUGAUAACCAAGAAGAGCAGCAGAAGGAACAGCAGAAAGAACAAGCUCUGAAAAAUUUCCUGAUUUCCCAAUCGAAGCACAGUUCUCCAGCACUGAACGUUCCUAAUGCGAUGGAUCAACCAUUAGGAAAAAUCCUAGAGUCCUUAGGGAUCAAUGUCAACAGCGGGCCAACUAACUUCAAUCAAAAUCCAAGCUUCGACGAGAACAUCAAUCGUCAAGUGAUACCUUACUCCAACACCUACGAUCGGUCAAUGGAACAUGCGAUAAGUCCCAAUUACCUGAAAAGGAAACCAAAUGAAGACUUGACCAGCUACCAUGAAAAUGGUAACGCGAAAGGGUCGGAGUACCAGACGCUUAGAGACAAAAACGGAAACAACGCAAGGGAGGAUUACCUUAGAAGACAAUCGAUUCAAAACAAUGGGUAUAAUAACAACUUGACACACCUGGAAGAAAACGAGAAUCCUACUCACAACGUGAACAUUUCCAUUGCGAUGCACGACACGAAAGAGGUCGCCAAUCAGAUACUCGAUACCAUAAUGGAGGAGCUAGAAGAAUUGAAAGAGGACAAGUUGAAGGAUAAUAAGAAAGAAGGCUUACCUUGCCGUUUGUCAGGGUCCUGGUCAACAGCUCAGGCCGGAGUGAAACUGGAUAUGAGGGUCGUGAAUCGUACUAUAAUCGUGACGCUUUCCGACCUCGCAUCCCCACGUUUGCACGAAAGUUUGCUGAAUGGAACGUGGAACGUCUCUGGUCACGUCCCGUUUAAACGUGGCUCGCCGUUCACCCUCAUCGCCACCAACAAUAACACUAAUUCUAUAGCUGUGUUUGUCGGUGCCUGCAGAGUGUGUCAAGGGAUCGACACCAUAGCAGGUGUUUGGUCCGUUGCUCGACAACCAAAUGGUUGCAAAGACUUCCAGGUUAGCACGAGUGUCUUCAAUGAUAUUUUCCGUAAGACGAAAUGGUCCAGUUUGAAAGAGAAACAAGGCUCGAACACGACGGAAAACUCGACGAUAAAGCAUAAAAAGAGGAAAAGUUAG